Messenger RNA from Lolium perenne, 1721 nucleotides. Its product is annotated as CBS domain-containing protein CBSCBSPB3-like. Lineage: Eukaryota; Viridiplantae; Streptophyta; Magnoliopsida; Poales; Poaceae. The record is from RefSeq and is a predicted model, not a curated record. Gene Ontology annotation, molecular function: protein binding.
GGAGGAGAGGACGGUGAAGCAGCUCAGGCUGGCCAAGGCGCUGACGCUCCCGGAGGCCACCACGGUGUACGAGGCGUGCCGGACGAUGGCCACCAGGCUCGUCGACGCCGCGCUGCUCACCGACGCCAACGGGAUACUCUCCGGCAUCGUCACGGCCGAGGACGUAUCCGGUCGAGUGAUAGCUGAGGGUCUCAAGCCCGAGGAAACAAAUGCGGCCAAGGUGAUGACGCGGAAUCCUGUUUUUGUCGAGGCCAACUCAUCAGCCACCGAUGCACUGCAGAAGAUGGUCCAAGGGAAAUUUAGGCAUCUUCCGGUAGUGGAACACGGUGAGGUCAUUGGCAUGCUGGACAUUACAAAAUUCCUCUAUGAUGCAAUUGCGAGAAUGGAGAAGGCAGCAGAACAAGGCAGUGCUAUAGCAGCUGCUAUAGAAGGGGUCGAACGGCAAUGGAAAUCGGAAUUUGCAGGUCCACACAAAUUCAUAGAAAAUCUUCGAGGCCAGAUGUUCAAGCCAUCCUUGUCAACUAUCAUAACUGAAAAUACAAGUGUUCCAUCGGUAUCUCCUUCAGACCCAGUAACUGCAGCUGCGAAAAAGAUGAGAGAAUACCGCGUCAACUCGGUGGUUGUCAUGGCAGGGAGCACGUUGCAAGGAAUUCUCACUUCCAAGGAUUUGGUUUGGCGGGUGGUGGCACGUAGUCUGUCCCCAGAGGUGACUCGCGUAGAAAAGGUCAUGAGUGCAUGUCCUGGUUGUGCUACGUGUGACACAUCAAUCCUGGAGGCUCUAAAAUCAAUGCAACAUGGAAGAUUUCGUCAUAUUCCUGUAGCAGACAAAAGAGGACAGAUCGUCGCAUGCUUGGAUGCACUUCAGUUAACCCACGCAGCCCUCUCCGUGGUUGAGGAAGCAUCUGGACCUAACAAUGUGGCAAAUACUAUGGUUGAGAAGUUUUGGGAUUCAGCUCUUGCCUCGCAUCCUGCAGAGGAACAUGAUUCACAUAGUGAUGAAUCUCAUAAUGGUACAGUAGCAUCAGACGAUGCUGGAGGAAAGCUUAUACCCCCUCAUGUUGGCAAUGCAUUCUCUUACAAAAUUGAAGAUACAGAAGGGCGGAUGCAUAGAUUCAGUUGCGUUUCAGAAACCUUAGGUGCACUUGUGUCUGCUGUAACACACAGAUUGGGGAUGGAAAACGAGAAAGCACAUGUCAACCUUCUGUACAAUGACGAUGAAGGUGACAGAGUUCUUCUUGCUACCGACAGCGACCUCAUCGCAGCAAUUGAGCAUGCCAGAUCUGCUGGAUGGAAGGUUCUGAGACUGCACAUGGACGGUCAGUCCGAGACCGGGGUGCAGUCCACUUCGUCGCUCGUCGAUACCUCGACGCCGCAGAGAGGCUUGUCGUCUCUCCGGCUAGGUAUCGUGGCCAGCGGGGUCGCCGUUGCCAGCGUCGGAGUAAUCGUCUACUUGAGGCGCUCUGUGCUCUGACUUCAGUUUCUGUAUACAUAUGAGGCUCACACCAGUAACGGCUGCAACACGGCGCUAAACAUGUAUCUUACUGUACACUAUAUUUUGUUUUCGGUGGUUUGCAUCCACUGUUGUCAGGUCCAGUGAGUGUUUUUUCCUUUUCUUCAGCGACAGGGUGUGUGUUCAGCUGUUCAUUGCCAGCAGGUUUGGCGUCUGUUUCCUCUGUCGUUGUGUGGUUCCUCCAGAUGAACUAACGAGGAUAGUACUGGUU